Molecule: messenger RNA, 1627 nt
Organism: Camelina sativa (false flax)
Lineage: Eukaryota; Viridiplantae; Streptophyta; Magnoliopsida; Brassicales; Brassicaceae
Product: scarecrow-like protein 5
Source: RefSeq, a predicted model, not a curated record
AACAACAACAACAACAACAACUCAUCCCGGUUUACUCAUUCCCCUGAAGACAACAAUAACUCUCCUUUAAGCGGAUCUUCUGCGACAAACAACAACGAGACAGAGCUUAGUCUCAUGCUUAAAGAUUUGGAGACUGCAAUGAUGGAGCCUGAUUUAGACAACAGCUUUAACCAUCAAGGUGGGUUUGGACAGCAACAUAGAGUUGUUUCUUCUGCUAUGUAUAGAUCUAUGGAGAUGAUCUCUAGGGGAGAUUUAAAAGGAGUGCUCUAUGAAUGCGCUAUGGCCGUUGAAAGCUAUGAUUUGGAAUUGACUGAUUGGUUGAUUUCUCAGUUACAGCAAAUGGUUUCGGUUUCUGGUGAGCCUGUUCAGCGUUUAGGAGCUUAUAUGCUUGAAGGGCUAGUUGCUCGGUUAGCUUCUUCUGGUAGCUCCAUCUAUAAAGCUUUGAGAUGCAAAGACCCGACAGGUCCUGAGCUUCUCACUUAUAUGCAUAUCUUGUAUGAAGCCUGCCCUUAUUUCAAAUUCGGAUACGAAUCUGCCAAUGGAGCUAUAGCUGAAGCUGUGAAGAACGAAAGUUUUGUGCACAUUAUCGAUUUCCAGAUUUCUCAGGGCGGUCAGUGGGUGAGUUUGAUCCGUGCUCUCGGUGCUCGACCUGGUGGACCUCCUAAAGUUAGGAUCACGGGUAUUGAUGAUCCGAGAUCAUCGUUUGCUCGACAAGGAGGUCUUGAAUUAGUCGGACAGAGACUCGGGAAGCUAGCUGAAAUGUGUGGUGUGCCGUUUGAGUUUCAUGGAGCUGCAUUGUGUUGCACGGAAGUCGAAAUAGAGAAGCUAGGAGUCAGAAACGGAGAAGCGCUUGCCGUUAACUUCCCGCUCGUUCUUCACCACAUGCCUGAUGAGAGUGUAACGGUGGAGAAUCACAGAGAUAGAUUGUUGAGACUGGUCAAACGUUUGUCACCGAACGUUGUGACUUUGGUCGAACAAGAAGCGAAUACAAACACUUCCCCGUUUCUUCCCCGGUUUGUCGAGACAAUGAACCAUUACUUGGCGGUUUUCGAAUCUAUCGAUGUGAAACUCGCUAGAGAUCACAAGGAAAGGAUCAAUGUUGAGCAGCAUUGUUUGGCUAGAGAGGUUGUGAAUCUUAUAGCAUGUGAAGGUGUCGAAAGAGAAGAGAGGCACGAGCCACUAGGGAAAUGGAGGUCUAGGUUUCACAUGGCGGGUUUUAAACCGUAUCCGUUGAGCUCGUAUGUGAACGCAACGAUCAAAGGAUUGCUUGAGAGUUAUUCAGAGAAGUAUACCCUUGAAGAAAGAGAUGGAGCAUUGUAUUUAGGAUGGAAGAAUCAACCUCUGAUCACUUCUUGUGCUUGGAGGUAACAAAAUAAAAACUUUGCUUGGUUUGAGAAAUUUAUGAGAGAUUAGAAUCUGUUUGUAAAAGUUAUAAACCAAAAAAAAAACUCAUGAUCCGAAGAAACAGUUGUCAAAUGUUGUACUAGUAAGUGUUGUUGAUGACCCCAUAUGUUUUUAUGUUGUAUGUUUUUCUAAUUUUCAAACAAACUAUGAUUUGACAUCAAACUUAUAAGUUACAACUCUGUGUGUUUGAUGUGAAAAAUUAAUGAUGACUUUUCUGGUUUUA